AUGCCUCCGAAACCUAAAGCUUUGAGCACCUCCGCGGCAGCACAUGCGCGGCCUAGUGCUGCGACUACUUCCUCGCCCUCGAGUGAUCCAGCCCCGAAGCAGCUAACCUCCUCACCUCCGGCUCUGGAUUCAGUUUCCGAAGACUUCAAGACUGAGCUGCUCACUAGCCUUCGUGAGGAGGUGGUAAACGUGUUUAGAGCAGAGUUGGCAAUGGCUAUGUCAGAUAAUCUGUCCAAAAUAAAAGCGGAGCUACGAGAUGUGAAAGCUGAGCUAAAUGUUAGCAUAGCGGCCGUGAGCACGGAGGUUGGCGAGCUGAAGAAGACUGUGCGGGAUAUGGAGGGUUCACUAUCAACCUGUACGGAUGAUGUUGUUUCACUCCAAUCUAAAGUUGAGAGACUUGUCAACCAGGUUACUGCAUUGGAAAACAAAUGUGACGACCUGGAGUCAAGGAGCCGCCGCCAGAAUAUAAGGAUUGUGGGUUACUCGGAGCAAAAUGGUGCUAUCAAUGCUAACACGGUGUCGAUUAUGCUAAAAGAGGCUUUUGGUCUGGAUAAACCACCUCUGAUUGACCGCGCGCACAGAUCUCCUCCUCAGCCUUUACCAGGUGGUCGGCCCCGUCCUAUAAUCGCACGGUUGCACUACUACGCGGACUGUGUUGACAUCCUGAGGCGUGCCCGUGCUCAACAGCGGAUCAAGAUGGGGGAAGAGGUGAUCUCCGUAUUCCCGGACUACACUUCCCGCACAUCCAGAGCCAGAGCUGCCUUCAACGACGUACGACGCCAGCUUAAGGUCAUACCAGAUAUACGGUUUGGCAUAGUACACCCUGCUCGUCUCCGGAUUACAAGUAAUGGGAUCACGAGAGAAUUUACAUCUCCAGGGGAGGCCAAUGUCUUUGUUAAAACUCUCUUGUGA
Molecule: messenger RNA, 912 nt
Organism: Knipowitschia caucasica
Lineage: Eukaryota; Metazoa; Chordata; Actinopteri; Gobiiformes; Gobiidae
Source: the annotation of a GenBank genome assembly